UGAUCAUCAAUCCUAUUAACAGCAUGGUUUUGCUGAGUAAAUUUGUAAUUCCUACAAAAAAUUUUUACAAAAAUAUGCAUCAGAGGCUUAUGCCUCUAAUUCCCUCUGAAUGGCCCUUUAAAAAAGGUCUUGAUAUGAUGCAUUUCUAUGCCUGUCUAACGGGCAUUCCAUUGAUAUUAUUCGUUGCUUAUUGUCACAUAUUUAUCGGUCCUGCGGAAUUGCGAGAAAUACCUGAAGGUUAUAGACCUGAAGAGUAUGAAUAUUUUAAGCAUCCUGUACAUAGAUGGUUUAUCAAAUUUACUAAUACUAAACAACAAAGAACACAUGAAAUGAAUUUGGACUAUCUAACACAACAAAUGGAUGUACAGAAAUGGAGGUACGCUUGGGACCUCUACAGCGAGCUUCAGAGAAAGAACCGAGACUCUAAACAUCUCUGGUACGUACCCGCGACGGAUAAAUACGCGGAAGAUCACAUGCAAACCGACAGGUACCUGGAAGAGAAAGGCGGGGAUGAUUACGGAAUAUUUCAUAGAUAAGAUAUUGGAUGGAUUAUGUUCUGCAAAAUUGCUUCAUCAUGCAUAAUAAACAAAUUUUUUUUUUACUAAU
Molecule: messenger RNA, 606 nt
Organism: Gordionus sp. m RMFG-2023
Lineage: Eukaryota; Metazoa; Nematomorpha; Gordioida; Chordodea; Parachordodidae
Product: NADH dehydrogenase [ubiquinone] 1 beta subcomplex subunit 5, mitochondrial-like
Exons: 6
Coding region: 24-536 (170 amino acids)
Source: RefSeq, a predicted model, not a curated record